Molecule: messenger RNA, 1461 nt
Organism: Fragaria vesca subsp. vesca
Lineage: Eukaryota; Viridiplantae; Streptophyta; Magnoliopsida; Rosales; Rosaceae
Product: carboxypeptidase A6-like
Exons: 11
Coding region: 85-1389 (434 amino acids)
Biological process (GO): proteolysis
Molecular function (GO): metallocarboxypeptidase activity; zinc ion binding
Source: RefSeq, a predicted model, not a curated record
GAGAAAGAAAGACAUGAAGAAAUUGCUUUAGCGAAAAAAAAGACCAAACCUUUAUUCUUCUUCUUCUUCGAGUCUUAGCCUCUUAUGGCUAACCAGGUUCCUCUGUGGUCUCCGUUGUGCAUCAGUUUGUGCUUGUUUGCUUGGUUUCAAGGUUUCUUCUCGAUUGUCCAUGGCGAUAGUAAUCCCUCUCAACCUUUUCCCACGCCCAUUAACCGCGAUCUCUACCAUUCCAGUGGGGAUUUGAUGGAAGAGAUUAAAGCUUUGGUAAUUCGACACCCGGAUAAACUCACUUUGGAUACAAUUAAGGCUAGAAACAAGGGUUACUCUGCUGAGAUUGAUGUAAUUACUUAUUGUCGGAGAAGGCAGGAGGCCAAUGACAAGCCAAAGUUUCGGAUUCUUCUUAGUUUUGGGCAGCAUGGAAGGGAGCUCAUUACAUCUGAAGUUGCUUUGCGAAUCCUUUCAAUCUUGAGUAAAGAAAAGUUUCUGCCCGACUUGGACCUAGCCUCCUUAGACCAGACCCUUGACAAUCUUGUGAUAAAGGUGGUGCCUAUGGAAAACCUAAAUGGCCGCAGACUUGUAGAAGCUGGAGACCUCUGCGAGAGGAGAAAUGGGAGAGGAGUUGAUCUAAACCGUAAUUGGAGCGUAGAUUGGGGCAAAAAAGAGAAGGAUUAUGAUCCGUAUGAGGAAAAUCCUGGGACUGCUCCUUUCAGUGAGCCUGAAGCUCAAAUAAUGCGGAAAAUUGCAGUGUCAUUUGAUCCGCACAUAUGGGUUAAUAUUCACUCUGGGAUGGAGGCUUUAUUUAUGCCAUAUGAUCAUAAGAACACAACCCCUGAUGGAGUUCCCUCGCAAAAAAUGAAAUCAUUGCUUGAAGAACUGAACCAACUGCAUUGCCAGAAACGUUGCAUGAUUGGGUCUGGUGGAGGUUCCGUUGGGUAUUUGGCACAUGGGACAGCAACUGAUUUUAUGUUUGACAUUGUAAAGGUGCCCAUGGCGUUCACCUUUGAGAUAUAUGGAGAUGGAGCAGCAACAUCAAGAGAUUGCUUUAAAAUGUUCAAUCCCACCGACUUCGGUACCUUCAACAGGGUUCUCCAUGAAUGGUCUGCUGCAUUUUUCACAAUUUUUAAACUGGGGCCAAACUUGCUCGGUUCAAAUUAUUCAAAGCCCGCCGUAGACAAGUGGGUGUCCAUAGAUGAGUAUCUUGAUGGGUACUUGGUCGAGAGGAGUAGUAGAUAUGGAAAGAAGACGGAGGUGCUUGAUCUAGGAAUGCAGGAGAUAAGAACAUAUUUCAGGCUCUUCUUGUUAUCCUCAGUUCUGUUACUGUUCAUGUUCUGUUCCAGAAUUUCAAAAAGCAAGUUUUCUAGACCAAUUGUUUCUGCUAUUCCACUCUGAAUUCAGAAUAUAGGGUUUUUGAUUUGUAUACACAGCAUAGGAAUAUCUUGUUUUAACUUAUAGGUGUAAUGG